Molecule: messenger RNA, 4221 nt
Organism: Bacidia gigantensis
Lineage: Eukaryota; Fungi; Ascomycota; Lecanoromycetes; Lecanorales; Ramalinaceae
Exons: 1
Coding region: 1-4221 (1406 amino acids)
Source: RefSeq, a predicted model, not a curated record
AUGAGUACGCCCACAACGCCGGCUGGGCAGGCGACUUCUUAUAAGACAAACGUCAAUCGAGCGAAGACCAAGCGAUGGGUCGAGGCAAAAUCCUACUCUUACGAUGGAGACGACUGGGGCGACGUUGACGAUUACGAUGAAUACGGCGGGUAUGAUGAGCCGGAACCUUCACCCAAGCCCACAGGAUUACGGCAGCGUGGGCAGUCAGCCUCCCAAGGUUCUCAAAGUGCCUAUGGACAUAAUGCUCCUCAAGGCAUCGCAAGCCAUGGCACACCUUCAAAUUCUCAAUAUGCUUCUGCUCCUCCUCUUCAACAAUCCAGUGCGCGUAACAUGACUACGCCUGCAAUGGAGCAUCAGAUUAGGUCGCAGAACGUGGACUCAUUUGACCAGGAAGGAGGUCGACGGACAUUCUCCGCCGGUCCACAUCCACCUACCCAAUCUAGUCAAAACAUUUCAGCGCAAGAUUUUCAACCUGGGAUGAACCAGGGCUAUCCUAAUCAACCAAGUCAGCCGCCACCGACCCAUCAUGUCAGCAGUUUCUCAAUCCAACCGGGCUUUGACAGCCAAGCUAGGCAUGGACCACAGCCAUCUACAACAAGCGACAACUAUCGCAGCCAUCAGCUUGGAGAUCAAAUGCAUGUGCUAAGCCAUGAUAGUAGAAUCCAGUCCGCUAGCAACUAUAGUUCUGCCCCAGGACUUAUGGACAGAAGAGAUUUCUCCCCGUCCGCAAUGCCUCCACCAUUGCAAACAAGGAACUCACCUUCCCCACACAGCAAUCCACAGGGUCGACCGCCAAGGAAGAGUAGCUUAAGUCAACAGUCUCAACCAGCUCUGCCAUUUGACCCGCGUGCGCCACCCUCAGCGCCUUUCAGUAAUGCCCUCGAUGGGCAAGCGCGCUCACGCGCAGGGAGCUCUGCAUCAGGAGGCAAAAGUUCGGUGCUCAUUCGUCCUGCUGACAUCUAUAAAAGGAUGGAAGAAGAAAGGGAGCGAGAGAGACAAUCUCAAGAAUCUUCCAGACCGAGCAUGGAUGCAAUAACAGGGAAACCUGCGGAAAGAUCAAGCUUGGACACGAAGCUAGAAAGUGAUUCUGCUCAACGUCUAAAGCCAAAGCUAGAUGCCGUCACGGAGCGAAAAAGCGAGUAUGGCUUUGAAGGCCUGAAGAGCGACAUGCAACCGAAAGGUAAUGAUAGGAAGACUCCUGAAGACCUUGCGAAGCACAACGACAAGAAACGAACGACAUCUAAGACGUUCAAUCUUCCGAAGUCUUCACAGCCUUCAGCUGCUCAGGAGUCCACUCUUUCCCCUGGACUGACCCUUCCAGAUCCGACCCGGAUAUCUGGAUGGGGUCAAGGUUUUGGAGAGUCUUUCUUAGGUCCGCGGGACACCCACGGGCAACUCUCGAAAGACAUGACAUUGAGUCCGGUUCUUAGUGACCCGUCAGAGAAGCCAACGGGGAGAGAUCAGCAUAUAAGCGAACCAGAUCUUCGACAUCAGCAAUCGAAAGGCUUCAGAUCAGCUGUUCAUCAGGCCUUUGAUACGGCUCAGGAGCAAGUGCCACCGACACCAAGUUCCAAUGCUGACUCUUCCAUUGGGCGAAGUACUAGUGGUGGGACCAGCACUGUCAGUCCCAUCAUGAGCCGAGGGCCAAGUGCAGUGGACAGAGAUCGGACUCAUGAGCUUCCCAGUAUUGAAGAUGUUACAACUCCCACACAAGAAGAGGACAACCUGAGAUUGAAGACUAGACAAAGAGCUAGUGGGUCAGUCGGUACUCUAACACAAGCUUCGCAAAAUCUCGAAUCACAAAAUGAGGACGAUAUCGAACCGCCACCUCCAGGUUUCAUAAUGGGUCAUCGGAGAGAGUCAGGAACCCCAAGUCCCGACAAUAGCCCUGCAAGACUUCCGAUUCUCGCAUCCAUGAGUCAUCUAAGACAUCCUCAUGAAGCUGACCUUGCCCAAGCGACCCCAACUCCAACCGAUUCUGUGCCAAGUGCGAGCAACAGUCUUCGAGUGUCAGAGACAUCUGAAGUGUCAGAAGCAUCAGCCGCGAAGGGAUUUCGUUCGGCAGAUGUCCAGUCCACUUCAAGUUCUGACCAAGUUGCUUCCGAUCCCACCACAGAAAUGGCAGUUCCUCACAACUUGCCAUAUUCUCUAAAUCGUACCAAUUCAUCUGGCAGCGGUCGUGUAAAAAAUCUCGUAGAGAAUUUCGAGAGUAGCACUAGGCCCGACUCUCCUCAAUCUAUCACAACCCCACGAGCCAGCCUUUUAGGUCAGAAUCCAGUGGCUCCCAACGUACGUGGAAAUGGAAGGCCAGCCAAUGAACGUAUGGAAAGCUUCAGACCACAAUUACCCGGAGGAUGGGAGUCUUCAGCAUCUAUAAUGCCUUCACAGGGAUAUAGCUAUCAAGACUCGGUCUUGAGCCAUGAUGCGAACAAGGAAGCGCCGGCAGAGCUCCCAGCUACCAGAAAGAUGUCACUGUCUCGAAACGAUGAGCAAUCCGAGUUAGCUCAGACCGGAGACAUGUCAAGUAGGGUUCAUAGGGCGGCCGCUGGAGCUGAGAAGACUUCGGCUGCUGCAAUGCUACCUCCGCCUUUGAGAAGUGAGCUGUCUGGGGCAGAUCAGAGCGCUAGUAAAAGUUCCAAAGCUCCAACUUCUCUGCCCAAAGAUACAGCCCGCCAAGAGCCAUUCACUUCAGACUCGGUCGAACCUACAUCGCAAAGAGACGCGUCCUCUGCAUCUACGAUGUCACCUUCGCCUGCAAAGCAACCACCUUCUCUACCAUCCUUGAGCACGGAUGUAGGCACUGAACAAUAUGAGUCCGACCGACUACGGCGCGAAAUCGUUAGAGAGUUACGCAGUGAACCGUCAACAGCCGAAUCAGCCUCGUCUUAUCAAGCUUCCUCGCGAUAUCCCACAAACGAAAGCGUAGCGAGAUAUCCUACAAAUGAUAGCAUGAUGUCAAAUGACCACGGGAGUGGCCAUGUACCAAGUGAGUACGACAAAUACUGGAAUGAUGACGAGGAAGACACGACAAGCGUCGCCAGUCGAGAUCCUAGUUUGGCCCAUCGGGCUGCCGUUGCUCAAAAGGAGGGAACAUCCCCCCUGGCUGAGACUUCUCCGAAGCCUGACGAACAGCAUCACGGAGCACCUCAAGAGUUCCUGGUUGCACCGCAAACUGGAGAGGAUUCGCGUCCCCUUAAGCGGCGAUUCUCUUGGGAAGCGGAAUUGGCAGAUCUGUCCCCAUCGCAGGCAAAGCAGAAGGUGAUGCCGCAGGAGGCAACAUUGCGUGAUACCGCACCUGCAUCCAAUUCAUCAAAGCCUCAAAUCACUACAGAGCGUAACCCAAUGCAAUCUCAAAGCGUAGCCCCACCCUCGCCCGAUGGCUUUGUCGCGAAUCAAAUGCAGCAUACCAUCAGGGACGAUGAGAGCUUACCAGAUAGUCCGGAGCUGGAGAUACCGACUGCUGGCGCUUCUCAAAGUCUUGCUGAUGACAUGCCACCACCGCUGAAGGAUCGCACAAGCUCUUUAGAGGGACCAGAGGCCAUAGUGUCCCAACCAGUUGACCAUACGAUAUGGACUGAAUCCGCUGUUCAUGACUCUUCUGAAUUAAGAAACCGGAACUCAAGUGAUCGCGUGUUGGGAGAAAUAAGGCCUUCUGCGCCACAUAUAUCUACAACAGAGCGUAUGCAGGCGCUUCCUACGCCGCCUCCGCCGUCUAGUGAGGUGCCGAAGCUCCCCGCUUUUCGCGAGAUCAUGGCAUUGAAAACACCACAGGAACGCAUACUUGCUUUUGACGAGACGCAGCGCAAGUUUGCAAAUUUAAACACAGGACUUGCCCAUUGGAUAGCGACCACAAGCAAUGCCUUGCCGGAACAUAGCGAUCUCGUCCAAACCGGGGGUCAAAUGGGCGUUGCUGCUCCUGAUCAUAAGGCAUCGCCGUCUCGUAGCAAGACAGGCCAGCCAUACUAUCAGCAAUACUUAGAUGCCAGCCCACAAUCGCAAGCAGGUGUAAAUGCACCGGCAGGUAGUGCACCAGGACCCAAUCAAUCUCAAGGUUUCUCUCCGUCCGGGAAUAAGAUCACGAGCCAGCAAGUACAGGCCAAGAGCAAAGAGUUCCUGCACACUGCAGGAGUUUUCGGUGGAAAGGCGAAUAUUGCAGCCAAAGGCUUGUUUUCAAAAGGAAAGAACAAACUUCGAGAUGCCAGUGGCAGUAAGAAGGUAUAA